This is a messenger RNA of Xiphophorus hellerii (green swordtail), 992 nucleotides long. Its product is annotated as epithelial membrane protein 3-like. The coding region runs from base 280 to 777 and encodes 165 amino acids. Lineage: Eukaryota; Metazoa; Chordata; Actinopteri; Cyprinodontiformes; Poeciliidae. The record is from RefSeq and is a predicted model, not a curated record. The transcript is spliced from 5 exons. Gene Ontology annotation, cellular component: plasma membrane.
ACGGUACCAGAAAUCUGUUGACCACAGCUCUUAGGGGGAGGGCAGGGAAACGUUUUUGAGGAAAUGGGUGUAGAGAACCCCUCCUAUGCCCAACUCUGCAUUCCUCCUCUGCACUCUUUUCUUCAAGUUAAUUUUUCCAAACGCCUCUGCAGAAGAAAGACGAGAGGAAAACAGCAGAGCAGCAGCUGAACCAUCAGAGAGAACCAUCAGGAGUUUAUAUCCUGUUGCUCUGAACAUAACGGUUGAUUGGCCGUAGGACAUACUUUGCUGCAAACAGCCAUGGUGCGUCUGCUGGUAUCCGUCACUGUCCUGCAUUUGGUCAGCUUGGCCAUGCUUUUCAUCGCCACUCUGGAAAAGUCCUGGUGGGUUUGGACAGAGACAGAAAUCACUGACCUUUGGCACAACUGCUUCUACAUGAACUCCACGCAAACCUGGGUUUGUGCAGCAGCCACUGAAAGCGACUGGCUUCAGUCCGUUCAGGCCCUCAUGAUCCUGUCUGUGGUUUUCUCAUCCGUCUCUCUCCUGGUUUUUCUGGGUCAGCUCAUCUUCUUGUCCAGGGGACGUCUCUUCUACUUUACAGGCCUCUGCCAGGCAUUUGCAGGUUUUACAGACUUUGCCGCUUGCCUCAUCUUCACCUUCCACAGAAAGGAGAUUCUAAGCCACUCCAGAGAUCCAAGCAAUGGACGCUUUGGCUUCUGCGUCAUCCUGGCGUGGCUGUGCGUCCCUCUGCUUCUCGUCAGUGGAGUCCUGUACGUCCAUCUGCGAAAGAAGCAGUGAAGCAAGAAGAAAUAAAUGCAUAAAGGGAGCUGUUUUCAGAGAAUCUUUAAAUAGAACGAGGUUAAAUGUCCAGGAGCGACACAUUUUAUUUUCUUUUAUUCUCUUGUGUGGUGAAAUAAUCUUGAUAGCAUCUCAGAAAUGCUUUGAGAUCUAAUCUCAUUGUGUAAUAUGAAGCAUUAUGAAAGAGAAAAAUAAACUCAUAACUUGGUUUUUAA